Molecule: messenger RNA, 516 nt
Organism: Beta vulgaris subsp. vulgaris (sugar beet)
Lineage: Eukaryota; Viridiplantae; Streptophyta; Magnoliopsida; Caryophyllales; Amaranthaceae
Exons: 2
Coding region: 1-516 (171 amino acids)
Source: RefSeq, a predicted model, not a curated record
AUGCAUGAGGAAUUUAAUGCUCUUACUAAACAGCAUACUUGGUAUCUUGUUCCGAAACCGGAAGGGGUUAAUGUUAUUCGUUGCAUGUGGUUGUUUCGUCAUAAGUACAGGAACACUGGUGAUCUUCAGCGCUAUAAAGCGCCACUUGUUGCUAAUGGUAAAUCUCAGCAGGUGGGCAUUUAUUGUGAUGAGACUUUCAGUCUGGUGGUCAAAUCGGCCACCAUUAGGACAGUUUUGAGCAUUGCUAUGGCUUCUUCGGAUGGUCUCCGCGAUCGCAUAUUAUCGCAGCUCAACGCUGAGUUUUCUAUGACUUGUCUGGGUAAGCUCAGCUAUUUUUUGGCGAUCUCUCUGCAACGUACCCCCAAUGGUAUGUUUCUUUGUCAGAAAAAGUAUGUUGAGGACAUCAUCCAGCGUGCUAAUAUGAGACAUUGCAAACCUGUUGCCACUUCUGUUGACACGAAUUCCAAGCUUGGUGCCUCUGACGGGUCUCUUGUGGCCGAUCCCACCCUCUACUGA